Messenger RNA from Papaver somniferum (opium poppy), 897 nucleotides. Its product is annotated as protein trichome birefringence-like 2. Lineage: Eukaryota; Viridiplantae; Streptophyta; Magnoliopsida; Ranunculales; Papaveraceae. Gene Ontology annotation, cellular component: Golgi apparatus. Bases 1 to 897 code for a protein of 298 amino acids. The record is from RefSeq and is a predicted model, not a curated record. Gene Ontology annotation, molecular function: O-acetyltransferase activity. The transcript has 3 exons.
AUGAAUCCCAUGCUUCAGAAUAAUCUUGACAGGUUCUAUAAAAGAUUUACUUUCUCACAUUUUCCAUUCAAUAUUAACUCUAGUAGUAGUUCUGCUGUAUCUUUUGCUUCUGUUGCACCAUCUUCAAAUUCUUCUUUAUUUAAAGAGUUAGUGAAGAACUCUACUCAAACGAACGAAACAAAAAACAAGAUAUAUACCAAUUACUCCAGUACUUUUGUUCCCGUUGGUCCUCCUAACGUUGGAGAGUCGGUGGUUAGAACCAAAGCUGCUUUUGAUGUAACGUCUAGUAGUUUCCUUAGUAAUAGUGGUGGAUCAAAUGAUAGAAAGAAACAAGAAAGCAGUGAUGGUUGUAAUAUUUUUGAUGGUGAAUGGGUAUGGGUUGAAGACAGAGUACCAUACUACCCUCCUGGUUCUUGUCCAUAUAUCGAAGAAGGAAGUAACUAUGAUUGCUACAAGAAUGGGAGAAUUGACCAACGGUUUCUAAAAUGGAAAUGGCAGUGGCAAUCCCAGCAAACAAACUCAGGGUACAAUAACAACAUCCCAAGUAUUCUUAAUGCAACAGAUUUCUUGGAGAGAUUGAGAGGGAAAAAAGUGGCAUUUGCAGGGGAUUCUCUGAACCGGAAUAUGUUUUCAUCAUUAACAUGUAUACUUUGGAACGCCGUUGCGGGUAAGAGUAAAGUUUAUUGGCUCCAUGGAGGAGCUUUGUUAGUGAGAUUUGAGGACUACAACUGUACAAUAGGAUUUGUGCGGUCUCCUUUUCUAGUUUAUGAAACACAGCCCCUGAAUCGUAUAACUCAAAAAAGCAAAAUACAACCUAGGCCGGAGUCGAUGAGAUUGGAUUUGAUUGAUCCAUAUGCAUCAGCGUACUAUCUGUUGGAGGAAGUACUAAUAAUGUAA